AAGAGAGAGAGAGAGAGAGAGAGAGAGAGAGAUUUCUGCAGGGGUAUGCGUAGGUUAGUUAUCCUGUCAUCCCCUCAGAAGGAAAUAUAUAAAUACAAAAAGAGAGAAGCCCUUGGCUAUCUUUUCCUUGAGCCUGUUUCUUUCUGCAACCGAUUGGGAUUUUGGAAUUUCUAGGGUUUAGAGAGAGAGAGAGAGAGAUCUUUCAUGGCGAAGAAGAGGAAAUCCGCCGCUACUCGUCUCGAUGAGGUCGAUCGGACGAUGUACACGACGUUCUGCAGCGCGGCUAAUUCUCUCUCGCAGCUCUACACGCAGGCCAUGAAUCAACAAAAGCUCGCCUUCCAGGCCGGGGAGCGGCACGCCAUGGAGAAACUUUACCAGUGGAUCUUGAGACAACACGAGGAGGGUUCAAGAGUCAUGGGAGCUGAUAUAGUUGCUUACCUUCAGAAUGAACUUGACUAUGGUGGAGAGGACCCAUCGAUGUCCCCAAGAUUGCAACAUCAACACCAACAUCACCAAACUGCAAUGCAUUCCAUAAAUUCAAGUCUUCAAGCAACUUCCGGUUCAUUUGGCCAGGCUGCGACUGGACAGGGUCUGCGGUCUGGCCACUCUGAUCAAACCAAGAACUCAGUUUUCUCAAAUGCUCUAUCCAGUCCUGUUCGGCGGAGCCUUCAGCCCUUUCACUUCGCUCAGGGUGGAUACUAUCCAAAUAACGUUUUGCAGCCUGGAAAUGGUGCGGCACGGAAUCAGGAAAUGAAUUUCCCUCAUCCAAACCGGGAGUCCAAUUCCCUCAGUUCCAAUGAUUCAUCAAUGGACAUGCAUGCAGAUAGCCCCAAUCAGGAACCUUACUAACAGGAGCAGGCUGUUGGAACCGCCACUAGCUCGUAUGCCUUGGCGGGCCACCGUACAGAUUUUCAAAGACCACUUAUCAUUGUUUUGCUGCGACUCCCAGAGCUGAAAACGCAAUACCAAUAGUCACUACUUAGGAAAUAAGCAAGUGAUUCCCGCAUCUUGGAGUAUGCAAAAAUGGGGGAAAAAAAAAGAAAAAAGAAAAAAAAAAGCUACAACAUCCAGCAUGGUGACAAGGAAAAUCAUUUGGCCAAUUGUCGAGAUGUGCCCUCCAUUCUCUUGCUUUUUUGCUGUUCUAGAUGAAAAUAUGAUUACUGAUUUCCUUUUAAAGAAAAUUCCUCUUUGAAUUCUCGCUGUAGUAGGUGCCAUUUUACAGAUACAUUGUGUAUUGUUUGCUGCCCUCCAACUUUCUUGUCGGGCUAGAUUUGUAGCGAAUCAGCUGUUUGUGGAUUGGGAUUUUCUGCCGUA
This is a messenger RNA of Magnolia sinica, 1314 nucleotides long. RefSeq lists its product as uncharacterized. NCBI's taxonomy places the organism in Eukaryota, Viridiplantae, Streptophyta, Magnoliopsida, Magnoliales, Magnoliaceae. Bases 205 to 849 code for a protein of 214 amino acids. The transcript has 3 exons. The record is from RefSeq and is a predicted model, not a curated record.